This is a messenger RNA of Scylla paramamosain (green mud crab), 649 nucleotides long. RefSeq lists its product as uncharacterized. The record is from RefSeq and is a predicted model, not a curated record. NCBI's taxonomy places the organism in Eukaryota, Metazoa, Arthropoda, Malacostraca, Decapoda, Portunidae. Bases 98 to 649 code for a protein of 183 amino acids. The transcript is spliced from 5 exons.
UCUAAACCAAACUACCUUGUACCAAAUUACUGGAUAUGAUUGUUUGCAGGCAUUUGUGUAUUUGUCACCUUUGUUCCUCCACUUCAAGAGUGUGACAAUGUUCAUCAUAAACCCUCCACUCACUGUGCAGUAUAAGUAUCAUGAACAAAUGGCAGGAGAUAAAAGAAGUGGAUUGGGUCGUGGCGCAAUACUUCAACAAGCCUCUAAUCAACCUAAACCUGGUGUAGCUCACCACUACAAGCCUGUGAGUGUGGAGGGAGGGCUGCCAGGCGCUCCACCAGCCAUUCCAGGGGAGUGUGCUGUGCAUCACUCCUGGCGGUACCUCUCCAAUGCACCUGUAGCUUACCAGAUGCAGCAGAUGCUGGAUGCCAAGGAGGGUCAGUCAGAUACAUUGUUGUCAUUUACACAACACACCACCACUACUGCUGCUUAUGCCACUGCUCCCACCACUACUGACCUUCCUGAAAAGGCACCACUGAAUGUAGUACAUGGAGGUGGUGCUAGUUCAACCAAGGACAAUAAUGGUGGAAAUGGUCUGUGGGAGCCAUGGUGCCCAGACCCAUACUUCUGCCCACCACCUAAUGUUGCCUCACCUACUGAGUUCCCUCAGCUUGAGCGUGGUGGUCCUGCCUUCAGAAAGAAAAUGUAA